AUGAACUCUGAUUCAAAUUCUUCUAGUUCAUCUAGUUCUGGGUUAUUUGAUUACAUGGUGAACGACUAUGUAGAGUGGCAUGAAUCAAUUACCCAAAGGCGAAAAGAAGAUGAAUUGAUCGAGGAAGCGAUCAAUACAGCUGUUGUUCCCUUUGUAACAUCAACUUAUCAGACCCCUUUCACUCUUGAACCUACGUACCAAAGGUGGUAUGUACCAAGAGAUCGAGAAUAUGCUGAUAUUCAGUUAUAUAAUGAUUACUUUAGUCCCCAACCAUUGUACCCUGCUAAUAUGUUUCUUCGACGGUUUCGCAUGCGUAAGAAUGUGUUCACACGCAUUGUUAAUCAACUAAGAGAAAGUGAUGUUUACUUUCAACAAAGGCCGGAUGCCACCGGAAGACUAGGUGCAUCCCCUCUCCAAAAAUGCACUGCAGCAAUUCGAAUGUUAGCAUACGGUACAUCUGCCGAUGCAGUUGACGAGUAUCUAAAAAUCGCGUCAAGUAAUGCAAGAGAAGGUCUGGCUCACUUUGUUGAAGGGGUCGUAGCUCAAUUUGGACCAGAGUACUUGAGGAGGGAAAAUACUAUGGAUAUUGAACGGCUCCUCCGUGAAAGUUAUGCUCGUGGAUUUCCUGGUAUGAUGGGCAGCAUUGAUUGCAUGCAUUGGGAGUGGAAAAAUUGUCCGCGUGCAUGGAAAGGAAUGUAUCAAGGUAGAAGUAAAACAACAACGGUGAUCUUGGAGGCUGUUGCUUCGCAAGACUUGUGGAUAUGGCACGCUUUUUUUGGAACCCCGGGUUCUUGUAAUGAUAUAAAUGUCCUCCAACGGUCGCCGGUGUUCUCUGAUAUAUGUGAGGGAAAAGCUCUAGAGGUUACCUUCAAUGUCAACGGAAAUACAUAA
This is a messenger RNA of Chenopodium quinoa (quinoa), 891 nucleotides long. RefSeq lists its product as uncharacterized. The transcript has a single exon. The record is from RefSeq and is a predicted model, not a curated record. NCBI's taxonomy places the organism in Eukaryota, Viridiplantae, Streptophyta, Magnoliopsida, Caryophyllales, Amaranthaceae. The coding region runs from base 1 to 891 and encodes 296 amino acids.